UCUAACAGGGUGUGAAGAGAUGCAAAACCAGAGAGGCCAUGCUCAUGUCUUGGUGGUCACCUACCCUGCACAAGGCCACAUCAAUCCUCUCCUCCAGUUCGCUAAACGUUUAACCUCCAAAGGAGUGAAGACCACCGUAGCCACCACCCCUUACACCAUCGACUCCGUCAACGUAGACACUGCGAUAGCCGUGGAGCCAAUCUCUGAUGGCUUCGAUGAAGGAGGGUUCAACCAAGCUCCAACUCUAGAAGCCUACUUGGACUCCUUCAAAACUGCCGGCUCUAAAACUUUGGCAGAGCUGAUAAUUAAGCUCAACAACUCCGGGACGCCCGUCUGUUGUGUUGUGUAUGAUUCGUUGCUUUCUUGGGCUCUCGGUGUAGCCAAGGGAUUCGGCAUCCCUGCGGCUAUAAUGUUGACGAACUCGGCUACGGUGUGCUCGUUUUAUUGGCAAAUCGAUCGAGGAGGCUUGACUUUGCCUGUGGAACAAGAAACCUUAGCAGCCCCGAUGGUGCCUGGCUUGCCGUCCCUCGACAUCGCUGAUCUGCCGAGUUUUCUUGCCCAGCCGACGAAUCAAUCUGCUUAUUUAGCACUGAUCUUGGACAAACUUGGCACCCUGGAUGAAAAUGAUUGGGUUUUCUGUAACUCCUUUGAUGACCUCGAAAGUGCGCUUGUCGAGGCUCUGGCGGCGGAGUGGCCCGUGGUAACGAUCGGUCCCAUGGUGCCAUCAUUCUACUUGGAUCGUCGAAUCGAAGGAGAUACAAGCUAUGGGGCUAGCCUGUGGAACCAUGGUAACGAUCAGUGCCUCAAAUGGCUGGACUCAAAGCCAUUAAAGUCGGUGGUGUAUGUAUCAUUUGGAAGCAUGGCUUGCAUUUCAACCGAUCAAUUUCAGGAAGUAGCGUGGGGCUUGAAAGCAAGCAAUAUGCCCUUCUUGUGGGUAGCAAAGGAAUUCAAAGACCACCGGUUGCUCGAGCUCGUUGACUCGAUCGGAGAAACAGGGCUAAUUGUUACAUGGUGCAACCAACUAGAGGUGUUGGCUCACCAAGCAGUGGGCUGCUUCGUUACGCAUUGCGGAUGGAACUCGACUCUGGAAGGUCUGAGCCUAGGCGUCCCGAUGGUGGGUGUGCCUCAGUGGAGUGACCAGCCGACUAAUGCCAAGUUCAUAGCGGAUGUAUGGAAGGUAGGUGUGAGAGCUAAACGAGACGGCGGGAUCGUCACGAGGGAAGAACUCGGGAAGUGUUUAACGGAAGUGAUGUCCGGAGAAAGAAGCGGAGAGAUUAAGAGUAACGCAUCGAGGUGGAGGGAGCUUGCUAAAGAGGCUGUUAGUGCAGGUGGGAGCUCAGAUAAGAACAUUGAGGAGUUUAUUGCAAAGCUGCCAAAUCCUCAAGUGUAAGUGCUAAAGAGAAGAAAGCAUGGUUC
Hibiscus syriacus is the source of this 1416-nucleotide messenger RNA. Its product is annotated as UDP-glycosyltransferase 74E2-like. The record is from RefSeq and is a predicted model, not a curated record. NCBI's taxonomy places the organism in Eukaryota, Viridiplantae, Streptophyta, Magnoliopsida, Malvales, Malvaceae. The transcript is spliced from 2 exons. Gene Ontology annotation, molecular function: UDP-glycosyltransferase activity. Bases 20 to 1390 code for a protein of 456 amino acids.